Molecule: messenger RNA, 3849 nt
Organism: Rhincodon typus (whale shark)
Lineage: Eukaryota; Metazoa; Chordata; Chondrichthyes; Orectolobiformes; Rhincodontidae
Product: zinc finger protein 271-like
Exons: 4
Coding region: 1101-2117 (338 amino acids)
Biological process (GO): regulation of transcription by RNA polymerase II
Cellular component (GO): nucleus
Molecular function (GO): DNA-binding transcription factor activity, RNA polymerase II-specific; RNA polymerase II transcription regulatory region sequence-specific DNA binding
Source: RefSeq, a predicted model, not a curated record
UGCGUACGUCUGCAUUAAAGUGAGAAGAGUGAAGACGGUCCAGGAAUGAGAUUUGUUCAGGUUUUACACAGUGAUACUAUUCUCAUAGUCAGGAAGUCUGACUAUCCAUUGGGGACAAAGGAAGGGAACAGAAAUGUUCCGGUGUCUGUGCAAGAGGAUCCAUCCGAGAGCCGUCCGUGCUUUGUGUUGAAUUGAUUGGCUGGAGCUUAGAUACAAAAAAAACUGCAGAUGCUGGAAUCCAAGGUAAACGAGCAGGAGGCUGGAAGAACACAGCAAGCCGGGCAGCAUCUGGAGGAAAGGAGCAGUCAACGUUACAAGUAUUACCUUUCGUCAGGACUGCUUAGUGUUGGAUAUUGCGUGUUUACUGGAAGUUGCGAUUGCACACACCAUAUCCCUUUUGAUUGAUUGGAUAAAUUUUGUCCGAGUGUCAUUGCUGAACAUGAGAAGCUAAUGAAACAGCACUGCUCCUGCAGAAGGCCUGAGGGUUCUUAGAGAUUACCUAUCUAAGACCAAAAUGCAUUCCUAGUGAGAGACACAUUCUCUGAGAAGGCCUGGCAGAAAACUGAACGCAACUGCCUUCCAGCUGAUCUUCUGCUCAGCUCCUCAACAUGAGUAAAAUGCCAACUUGUAGGAAAAUGGUGGCAGCAUGAUGGAUAAGGCCGUGAAAUUGUUCCAACCAUCCUCCUGCCUGUUCUUCACGAGGCAAUUAAGUCCAGCACAUGGAUCUUGGCUAGGAAGUAGAGGAAUUGCAUCUUGAGACAUCCAAAGUUAGAGCCCAUUUCUGCAGUUCCAGGGUGAUAAGAUUGGGCUCAGAUAGCCAUCCACGCAGCACCAAAUCCAUUAUAGUAAGUUAAUGCUCAGGACCAAGCCUCCAGCCUCAGUACAUUAGCCACUUUCAGCUGUUUCACAAUCGAGUCUUGCUGGAGUUACAGUGGGAGGAAGAACAAAUUGGAUUAAAUCUUAUUGGGAAUACAGGGAGAAAACAAUGGCACGGGUAUAUCCUACUCCUUAUCAAAGGAAUGGCUUCUGCAAGUCUACUUCAGGGGUGAGAUUUUGGCAAAGCCCUAAUCCAGUGUGUCCUGUAACAUAAGGGCAUCUACAUGGGAAAGAAACCAUACAAGUGUGACAUGUGCGGGUGGACCUUUGAGCAGUCACCAGAGCUGGUGAGCCAUCUCCGCAUGCACACCGGGGAAAGGCCGUUCAAGUGUGAGGUGUGUGAUAAGGCUUUCAGUCAUUCAUCGAGUCUUGUGAAACAUCGGCACGUUCACACAGGGAAAAGGCCGUUCCAAUGCAAGGCUUGUGAAAAGGCCUUCGCACAAGCAUCCACACUGCUGCAACACUGGCGUAUCCACACGGGUGAGAAACCAUUCAAGUGUAAGUUUUGUGACAAAGCAUUCCUGACGCAGUCACACCUCAUGGAGCAUCGGCGUACCCACACGGAAGGGAAAGCUUCCAAGUGCAAAGCCUGCAGCAAAGCUUUCCUAACUUCAGUGGGCCUCCUGGAACAUAAGUGCAUUCGUAAAGCUGGGAAACUGUUCCGGUGUGAGGUUUGCAACAAAGAUUUCUGCAGCUCUGCUUACCUUGUUGUGCACCAGCGCAUCCACACUGGUGAGAGGCCAUUCAGUUGUGGGGUGUGCAACAAAGGUUUCUGCAACUUAUCGUACCUUCGGAAGCACCAGUGUAUCCACACAGAGGAGAGACCGUUCCGGUGCAAGGCUUGUAACAAAGAUUUCUGCAGCUUAUCAUACCUCCGAACACACCAGCGCAACCACACCGAUGACAGGCCCUUCAGGUGUGAGAUUUGUGACAAAGAUUUCUGUAGCUCAUCGUACCUUGUGGUACACCAGCGCAUCCACACAGGGAAGAGACCGUUCAGGUGUGAGGUUUGUGACAAAGCUUUCUUGAGCUCAUCCUACUUCCUGAGACAUCAGUGCAUUCCGGCAGGUGACAAGCCAUUCAAAUGUGAAUUUUGCAACAAAGGUUUCACCCAGUUUCCAGACCUUUUGAAACACCAGCUCACACAUAAGGGUGAUAGACGUUUUCAAUGUGAUUUCUGUCAGAGCUGUUUCACCUACUCCUCCUCUCUAGAAAUACACAGACACAUUCACACUGCAUAGAAAUUCUUCAAUCCAUACCGUCAGUAAGUAGAAGAAUACUUGAUGCGAUGACCUGGAAUGUACUGCAUAAAAAGGCAGAGAAGCAUGUUCAAUGAUAACUUUCAAAAGAAAUUGAAUGUGUACUUGCAUGCGCAAGAUUUGGAGGAUUUUGGGGAAGGACCACAGAAAAUGUCUCUUUUACAAAGCUGGUAAAGAUCCAAUGCUGUGAGAUUCUAUCAUCUUCAACUCCAGCAUGACAUCUAUCAGAAUUGUUUUGUCAUCUGCUCUCUUGCAAUACAUUGGUAUAUCCACUCUCUGCAGGGGAAUGUGAAGAUUAUUUAGGCAAAGAAUUAUAAACAGACUACACACCCAGAGUUACCUACUCUCUUCCACUCAUCCGUCAUCUUUAGUCACGUAACUUCUGACCCUUAGUAGAAAAUUCUAGAUAACCUGAAUCUCGAAUAUGUGCCACAGAGGUUGGGAAUUUCUUCAAAAAACUUGCAAAAUUCAUCAAUUACUUUUCUUUCACGUUUCUUAAGCAAAUUCCACAAUAUAACUUCCUUAAGAAGACAUUCUUUAUCUAAUUUUCUGUUUAAAGUCUGCAGCAAUUUUUGCUUUCAACCUUAAAUCUUGAUUUGACCACAGGAAUAAUAUCUGUCUGACCACUGGGCAUUUGAAUGGCAUAGUUAUACCGAAAUGCUCUCCACCCUAUUGAAUACUGUGAAGUAUUUCCAUAUUACAUUUAUUAGUUUGCAUUUGUAGCAGAAUUAUCACACAGAAUUUUAAAGAUUUUUUCAGCUUUGUUUUCUGUUCAGCUUUCUGUUCAGAUGAAUUUAAUUUUAUCUGUUAGUGUUUGAACACAAACAAUUUCCACCAGUUGUGUUGCAGUGAGCGUUCAGAUUCAGAAAGGAUUCCUAAUUUGCUUGUGAUAUUGAAACCAUAAAUGGGGCUGGCUCGCUCAGUUGGCCAGAGGGUUCCCAGUAAUGCUAACAAUGGGUUUAAUUUCCACUCCAGCCAAGAUAGUCUUAGGACCUGUCUUCUUGGCUUGCGCCUGAGAAUGGAAGGCAGUGGCAAACCAGCAAUGGAAAGUUGCCAAGAUAACUGUUCAAAGUCAGCAGGCAAUGAUCCAUGAAUGAAUGCCAACCAUGUUACAUUUGUUUAACUUCAAGAAGUCUUCUGCAAGUUUACCAAUGGUGGUGGUGGUGGGGGGGGGGGGGGGGGGGAGGGGGGGAGUGGGUGGUGCAAAGUAACUGUCUCUCCAUUGGAUGCCUCAUCUCCUUGUGAGAAUAUUGUUUGUAGAGCAUUACCAUCAAUGAUCAAAUAUUGAUGAGGGCGACCUUCGGGGAAGCUGGCCCUUUACUUCAGACAAAAUUAACAUAAUACAUUUCUGGGGGAUUGUCUCAAGUUCACUUAGCUGAACCUAAUAUUGAUACAACCAUGAACCAGGAAACAUCUUGGACAUAUAGGACCAGUCAUUCAGAAUUCUGUGAAAGAUGGGAGGAAUACUCCCCAAGAACUUUUAAAUAUCUUGGUUUAGAAAAUAGUUUAAACAUUGAUGUCAGUAAAUCAACCUGUUUGGUCUAGUUGUGUCACCUUUGUGGUCAUCACAUCCUGAGAUGGGACUUGAACCCAGACCAUCUAGCCCAAGGGUAGGAACACUACCACUGUGCUACAAGAGCCGUUGUUGUUUGUCUGCCGACUUGUACAUAAAUUUAUACCUUGCAAUAAAUUUGAUAUAUAGCUUUAGCCUAAA